Messenger RNA from Amoebophrya sp. A25, 12730 nucleotides. NCBI's taxonomy places the organism in Eukaryota, Dinophyceae, Syndiniales, Amoebophryaceae. The record is from the annotation of a GenBank genome assembly.
UUGACAACGUUUAUCUUCAGUCCUAAGUAGAGAAUUUCUCCAUGUCAUACCUUUCCCUUUGUGCUGAUUGAUACAUGAGACAUACAUUCAUUGAGAGCAAAUGGAUCGUUGACGAGCAACAUUUGAAAAGUUACUUACACAGACAUGAAUACAUGAUGAUGUUGUUAUAUGUUGACAUGCCAUGAUGCUACGAACAAAUAGAAGAAGUUCUGCUUUGCACCUUGGCGUGCUUCUGUGUUUUCACGCAGAGGACACAAGCGGCAGAGCGUUGCAUCGACGAGCUUAUCAAAGUGGUAGUGGGUCAGCCACAGGAGGAGCAGACAGCACGCCGUCGGAAUUGAGCAAUCAUGGAGGUGAAUACGAUUCGCAGCAGGCUUUCGAUGCGGCCGGUGAGCCAUCUGCCUUCGUCGACCUGAGAAAUCGGCGGAAGAGGAAGGCCGCUACGACGGACCUCCAAGGGGAAGCAGUCGAGAAGGCAGCUGACGCACGAGCAAAGCCGAUUGAUUCCGAAAAUGAGGGGGUCGCCGGUGUCGAGAAGAACGUCCCUGCUGCCGACGUCAGUCCCGCAUCAACGGAACCAGGCGACGAGCCAGGCGCAAAUGGAGGAGGUGCUGGACUACAACAAAAUGAGGAUGCUUUGAAUGACCAGCAAAGCAAGAAGCUUGCGGAAGAGGGACCUCAAGAACAAGCUGACACUGCGGCUGAGCAGGGAGUGGCGGACGAGGAAGACGAUUUGGGCAGUGAUGGAGGGAGUGGCUGCUGUGGCUAUGGAGGAGAGGGAGAACUAGAAGAAGCGGGAGUAGGAGAGGAAACCGAGCACGAUAAGGACGCAGCAGAAGGAGGUGACGAAGGUGGUAUGAAGGAUGAUGUCAAUAAUACAUUUGUUUCUUCUAGAAUCCCAACAGAAUAUAUUCCUCGGGUUCCCCUCAACUUUCGUUGUACUUCUUAAUACUGGAAUUUGAAUCCUCUCUUAGACGACAUUGACUUUGAUGACUCUUGGAAAUUUGUUGCAGCUGAGCUGUCCUCACGGUCACAAUGAAGGGCGGUUGUAUGAAUCAAGAAUGAGGGAGAACUCGUCUAAGCAGAGGAGUGGCGCAUCAACAACGACGGUCGAAGCGCAGGAGAAACAGGAGGCAGCGACUGCGAUCGCAGCGCAGAGUACGAAGCCAGCGCCAGGUGAGAUCGUGGAUAACGACCCGGAAAAGGCGGCAGACGAGGCAGAAGAGGCUGAAGACGCAUCAGAGGAUGCGGGUGGGGGUCGUUCCUGCGGAAGUUCAUCCUGCGGCGGCGGAGGGGACGAACACUCCGGCGACGAGGAUGAGGGCGAUGUCAGUCCUGGGGAGGCCGCGGAGGCCGUGGAAGAUGAGAAGGCCGUCGACGGAACUGCGUCAAAGGCAUCAGCUCACCAACUAGAGCUGUUGGAGAGACAGCUCGACAAUCCGAAGGCUCUAGAAAACGAUGCUAUACAGAAAAUCAUGGAGCGCGGAACGGAUUCUGGCAAUGAUAUCAUGGUCAACCACUACGCUUGGCUAGACCAUGCCUUAAAGAAGCGCCGCGCAGCUUGUGAAAUGCUCGGUCGUGACUACGUUUUCCGCGGUCCGAACCACUGCUCAAUGCCGCUCAACGGAGUACUAUCAUGAUACACAUAGGUAGGAGGUAGAUAGAUAGAUAUUACACCAGAGACGGCACAGUGAAUAAAGACAAGCAAGAACAAAACCAACUUGCUGUACCAACACAUCUCCUUUCAAAACUCUCAAUUCUUUUCCCGUUUCCAGACUAGCGAUCCGGUGUUUCAAUCGAAGCUGGCUUCCAAGGCACUUCACUACGAUCUGGACGUACUUCGAGAAGAGGGGUGGAACGACGUGGAGCGUUCCGACAUUAUGUUUCGUACGUGUGAUGAACGAGGCGACGUAUACAAGCAUGUGAUUGAACAGUGUAAAAAGCUGCAGCCCGGUGCUUCGGGUUCGGGGAGCACAGCCACGGUACUAAACACCAGAUAGCAUCUUCUCGUACAACUACGAUGUUUGGUGAUGCCGAUGUGUGUUGAUAGAUUCAUGGUUCUUCUGGAAACAUACACCCAUUACGCGAGGGAACUCAUGUUUAGCUGUAUCGAUCUAGUUAUUUCGUAGUAUCUCGGGAAGGCAGUGACACGCUAUCACUCCUGUAGAAAUUGUUCGGGGUUUACUAUUCGAUCUCAUUUCCAACUACUGUAUCAAGGCGGGAGAGGUGCAGCAGUGGUCGGACGGCUGCCGUUUUGGUAUUGAGAGUACACUGAAGCACUUGGACGGGGACGAUGAGAGGCACUGUUCGCGACAGUGUGAAGCAUCACCUCAGAGCAGCGGAAAAUCCUGUGUCGCUGGCUGCAGAGCGAUGUACGGUUGGAGCGCUCUGCCGGGUUGGGAUACUUUAGUUGAGGACUCCUCGGCAAUACUGACAGAAAAGACACCCUGGUGCCUGAAUCACAGCGAAUGCAAGGUCCCGCCUUUUUCCAAACUGAUUUUUUGAUGUGGGUACCUCUAGUGAUGUCGAUCUAGUUGUAUUCUUCCUUUCCUCUUGGUAGGUGGCUCUGCCCUGCCAACAUACUCAUCCAAGAAUAAUCUUCAACUCUUUUAACCUUUGCUGAUCAAAUUCAGGUUCGACAGAAGCUGUUGGAGUGCUACGUCGAAUUUGAUGUGCAGAACCGUGGAGUUUUGCCACACGUCGUAGCGACUGAAAGCGAGAACGAUGUGCAGGUAGACCUUCAAAGGCAGGAAUUCAUGGAGGAGUUUCAAACUACACGAAAUGACAUCAACGGGGAGCAUGAUGAGACGGGGGAGAAGCAGGUAACGCGAGAUGACCAGGAGGCGCGGCGGUGGCUGUGGCGCUAUGGCUGUCGCGCACGAGCGGCAGAGUUAGACUUCCGGGUACAUCGGCAUAAAUUUAUGGCAAGAAUAGUCAUCAGCAAAAUAUAAACUUACUUGUGACGCCACUCCAAACUGUGAAAAUGAAGGAUGGCAGGUAUUUUGGAGCGGGAGAAUCUAUAAUAAUAAAUUAGUUGGAACAAUGUGUAUACAGGUCUAGACGUGUUCUGGUGAGCAACAGUCGUGACUUUUUCCACUGAGGAAAACUAACCGUCCACGAUCUCACAGGAAAGAUAGUAUGUGUUGGAGGAGUAAAAUCAAGAUGAAUAGUAUGAUUCUUGUAUGCUAACGAAUAUGUUGUGCGUUCUGGAGAUGCUGUUGAUACUGCGCAGCAGUUACAGACUUUCCUCUUCUAAUGAAGAUGGCGACGGACAAGAAGGGGUCGAAGAUAAAGAGCGCGAGAAGGAGAAAGAGGGUGAGGGCAAUCAGGGUGGAUCAUCCUUUUGUGAAGGCUCCUCGCCCUCCUCUUGUGGUGGGGGUGAUGACGAAGAGGCAGAAGGAGACGCCACGGCGAUGACAGAAGAAAACAUUGCCCAUUAUGGCUUGCAUGUUUGCCUAUCUAAAAGCAUAUCUCCAGUGACUAUAUUUUCAACAAGAAUCGGCGGAAAUAUGUGGGGUUUUAGAUAGGUCAACUUCAGCCUCCUAAGAACAGAUCCAAGCUGAGAGUAAGGAAGCCUGUCACCAGCUCUGCAUGCACAUGCCCUACACGGAGGCAGCCAGGCAUUUUGGAGUGGUGCCACGUUUCUUGAAGGAGUGUCAGCUAGGGUGCGACCACUGUGACAACUGCUACAGCGAAUGCGGGCCUGGUGAUCUUCUUCAAUCGGCGGAUGACCGUGCCCUACGCCUUCAUGUGAAAAACCUCGUUGUGGGUCCGCUUUGUGAAGGCAGCCAAAAAUUCGGGUAAUUAGUUUCCUCUCGGAUGCUCAUUUUUAAUUGCCAACUGACCGCUAGUGGCUCUCCGAAUCUCUACUGGCUCUUCGAAUCGAACCAGUAGUGGUUCUGAUAUCGUGGUCGAUCCUCAAAAGAGAAACGAAUGAAUUUCGUGUGUUGUGAAAAUUCCUUCGUAUUUUAGAUAUGAUUAUGAGAUCUUCAUCGAUCAUGAAUCUUUUAAAAUGAAAGAGAGGUGAAAAAAACUCACUUCCUCGUUGUUUCAAAGAUAGACACUCUCUUACUAUUUUUUAUUCUCGAAAAUCCAUCAGGUGCAGUGAUGGUCUUAUGUGGUGCCAUAAUCAUCACGGGCAUUUCCGUCACGGCAUGUGCUUUUUGAGCGCGUCCACUUUUGCCGGCGCCGUGUACGACAGUCUGACAUACGUCACGCAGGGGAACUACCUGGAGGGGCGUCGUGAGGGGGUGUUCCCGUUCGCUGGAAACCCCUUGCUGCUGCAGCGGAGCGAAUGUCUAAGUGGUGCCUUAUCCGUGGCUCCCCACCGGCACAUCAAGCCCUUGUAUCCUUGGUUGCCGAAUUUCGAGAGUUGUUAUGCUCGUCAAGUUUGCCUCAUCAUCUUUUAGAGCUAUCUCUCAGGGGUGCCUUGGACGUGGACCUUGCGUCCACAUGCUAGAUACAUUGCAUUAGGUACAAAGGAACAGUAACGGCGAUCUAGAGAGCCACCAUGAAAUACAAGGGCAAAACAGCAGUGAGAUGAACUUGAAAUGAGCACAGCUUUUUCUAAGGUUUGAACCCGCUUGGGGCUCGACGCGUCGUGGAGGAGUUUUAUGCGAGUCCGGGUGGCGCGCGGUACAGAGCCACUACGCCGGCUUGUCUUCUUCGAUUGCAGGUUAAGGCGACGUGGUACUUGAUUUCCACAGCUCGGUCUUAUCCGUUUCCUUCUUAGGACUCGUCUGAAACGAUAUAGUUGGUAUGUGUAGGACGAAGUGAUUUACUUUGAGCUCCAAUUUUUGGGAUCAGAAGCCCUUUCGGACCGCUGUGGGCCCUUUAGUCGGUAUUCGAGAUGGAUCGUUUGGACGCUACUGCGCUGCGCAGGGAGGCCAUUUCAUCGGCGGUGGAAAGCAAGCGGCAAAGCAAGUCUCCGUGUCCGCGAACGCUUUUCUUGCGGAUGAGCCGCCGUCGGGAAGUUCUCCGCAGGCAUCGUUUUUGGAACCUCAUUUAUGGCCUCCUCGCGUAAACAGUAUAUCCAGAGAGUAAUUUUGAAGAUGAUGCUUAUGCAAAUUGGUCAAGGGCUUCAGGACGUUGCUCAAGAUCAUGGGUCAUGGUGAGCUCUAAUGAAUUUCGCGCGCUUGUCGGCUGGAUACGACAGAAAGGAGAUGGCGAUUCGGGAUGAGACGUUCCAAAAAAUGCGACUGAAACCGGAUUCGAAAACCGUUAAGCCUCCUCAACUAACGACGGAUCUAGCAAGCACAUCAACAGAGGAAAGCGCACCAGUCCCGACAGAAGAAACAUCAAAAGACUCUUCAAAUACAGCACUGACCACGACAUCUGCAGAAGGAGAUGGAAGUGGGGGCCCACAAUGGUGCUUACUUUCGGGGAGACACGCUUGGGUUUCAGGCAUGAGCUGGAACUACGAGGAGAUGAACUCAGGGUACAAAGAGUCGUUUCCGAAAUUCGUAGAACAAUGCAGGAAAUUGGAGGGCACCGUGUUGCCAGACCUCCUGCUGCCGGAUGGCAGUACGAAACCCGUUGCGGACGCGGAUGUGGGAUUUCUCGCAGGUUUUCAGUUAGGGAAUCUUGUUGAAGUCUGUAUUCAGAAAAAGCAUCCUCGGAGGAAGCUUUUUCAAAGGGAAAAUCAAAAACCUGGAUUUUUGAUCCCAGGAAAGUAGUCUAACCUUUGAGGGGCCAGCCGGUUACUGGGCGUCGAUUGGAGGCUGCGGUGGUAUCGAUUUUCACCAUCCAGACAACCGCCGCGAGCUGUCGGUGCAACGCCUUCUUCGGGAUCACGGUACGGAUGCGGUAGUCAACCUGAAGCGCGCGCCCUUCGUGCACUUUAACGGGGCUACGUGCCUCUGCGAAGAGAGCAUGCCGCGAAAGAACCAGCCCUGCCUCACAGCAGACAACCUCUUCAUUUUCACCUAUCGAUGCGAUGCCUCGGGUGAAGACUGCCACUUUUCUUUUCGCGAAAACGGCAAGGGUGCGGAGGAGAUCCGUUUUGGCAAGCAAGCAUGGCAUAUUGUAGAAAAUAAAUAUGGCGUAAUGAAAGUGGACCUUCUGGCAGAUGUACGCCAUAUGGCGCUUCGGGAGCAGCCAGGUUGGUCCUACACCUUCCGAUGCAAAGAGCCUGACGACCAGUUGCUGCACUCGCGUGAGAUCGAGACACCUGCAAAUAUCGAAGAACUCGCAUACGAGUUGCGGACAAAGCGUCUCAUCCUGGACGUCCCCCAGGGACCACCGAAGUCAGAGGAGAUGGCGGAGGUGGCGACCCAGGUGGAUACUGAGGUUGAAGCGGGAGAGGCCGAAAAGCAGAAGCUCGAGGCGGCACAGGCGGAGGCAGAGGAACCACGACCUGAAUAUGAGGCAUUGCAAAAGGCAAAUGAGGCGCAGGCGUCCCAGGAUAAGCAAGAGCAGAUACAGACGCCUCAGGAUCAGCAGGAACCUAAUCCGUCACAUGGAAGGCGACCAAGUUCCGCCGAAAAUCCGGAAGCGUCUGGAAACGCAGCCGGCCACGCGAUAGGGCAGCAAGAUAGCUCAGUUUCCGGGGUCAGAAAAUCGCACACAGAACCCCCAAGAUCGACGGCAUCCAGCACGCCGCGCCCGCGUCGUGAUUCCAGAAUGUCGCCGCGCGGUCAGCCAGGCGCCCAAGGACCAUCGACAGAUCGUGUAAUUAGCGCGCGCAAGACCUCCAAGGCCCCGACUAAGCCACGGUCGAAACGCCGACAUCCGAGUACACCAAGAAAGGAAACAAGUUUCAUGUCAUUGCCAGAGCAGUUUGACAGCAGCGGUCACGAAAGUAGCUUCGUCAUUCUCAGGCGCAUGGGAGAAGCGGCGGCGACGGGUGCGAGCGGUUCCGCGAGUUCGCACACGCGUCCCACGACUCUUUACGGACCGGAUAGCGUUCAUUUGAUGGCAAAAGCCCCAGGGGCCUUCUCGGAGUUGGAGCUACCGUUGAUUGAUGUUAAUAACGGGUUUGCGGACGCUGUGACACGCCCCAGAGACUUUCGGGCAACCUUUUCUUUCGUGCGACAGAGCGAGCGCGAUGCGUUUCCGGGCUCGCUGGUUUUGCGCUUGCUGCCCAAAGACGGUACUAAUACGCAAGCACCUGGGCGUGCUUUUGACACACAGAGAGCAUUGCAACAGCAAGAUCAUAUGGCAUUCAUUCUUCUUAUCUCCUUAUCACGAAUUCAAAUAUGAAUGUUUACAUCAUCAAUAUGAAUUAUCUUGAUUUUCUUGCAUGAUUGGACCAGAAGUGGGAGGGUACCGGUACCAGAAGGAACCCGACAAAGAAGGUAGGGACUCCGACAAAAAAGGUAGAAACCGGGGGAGGCCAAAAGGUAUAAGCCUACAAAAAUAAGAGCCAAAAAGGCCGAAGAAUUGCCAGGAAAGGCAGAACCUGAAGCCGCGCAGGAGAAGAGGAGGACAGGAAAGCCCAGAAGACAGCCGCAGACGCGAACAGCCAGCAACCGACGAGAGAAAGAGAGAAGCGCAAAGAACCACGCCAAGCGACCCGAGGGCGCCCUCGGUGGCGGAACAAUGACACUCCCACACGACACACCCAAAACCAAUCCCAGCACCCCCCAAGCGGGACCAGACGAGAACCGAUGGGGACAAACGACGCUGGCGACAGCGCGCGCGCAGGGCGCCGGGGUGUCACACACGCGACACACAAUGCCGCGGCACCCCAUAUCUGAGGAACAGGCUCCAACUACGCGACGCCCGAGGGCUUUCGAAGCCCGCCGCAAAAGGCUGACGCACUUCAAAACGAAAGCGGCCCGCGGAGCGAAAAAGAAACGCAACACUGGGGGGGUCGGGGGGAUCGCAAAAGGAGGAAGCGCGCUGCGAAGCUCCUGCUGCCUGGUUGUUGCCCGCGCGCCUACCUCUGGCGGGUGCGAGGUACUGCGGCAAGAGCGGGAGAACAUAGAGAAACGAAAGGCGCAGCAGGAUGCGGCAAGCCUGAGGGACCGGCUGCAGCUUGGUGGCAAUCCUGCCAGGACACUGCGCGGCCAAGCGCGCGGCUCCCCACCGGGUCCGGGCGCGCAUAGCGCAGGCCACCGGGGCGCUGCGCUGGCAGUGGAGUGGAGGGAGCAGCCGACAAGGAGGGCCAAGGUCAAGCCCCAUAUUUUCCGGGCCCCUUCUGAUACCGCAGCCCCCGUUUUUCCCUGGACCACGUUGGCCCCAGUAUUUCCAGGGACCCAACCAGAAUUAUACGGGGCUCCGCCGGAAAAUAUGGGCCCGGGAUUUUUGCGGCCCCGGUCCGCUUGAAGGGGGAAUAACAUCGGGACCCUUAUAACACAGGGAGGGGGCCCAGUUUUUCCGGUCCAUGAUCCUUUGACUUUUCAAAAAUUUUAGGGAAUGACGACAGUAAGCGGCUAAGUAUGUGCGAAGCUGUCUGGGAAAGCCCGUAUUAUUGCGUUUUGCCGGCUUUGGCGAGUGCACCAAAGGAGGGAGUACCCGGCACAGGGCAUGAGCAGUACAUGAUGCACGGGAUUGGCAAUGCUGCGCAUGACUGCACGUCACGGCGUGAGGUGGGCACCAGCGAGUGCAACAUUGGUGGAAAUAUUUGGUUUAAGGACCACGAGAGUACGGGCUGCACAGAGGCGGAAGCGGAGUUCGAACAACGCGUUUGCGUUCGUCGCGGAUAUCGCGGUGAUGACGAAGAGGAGGAAGGAGACGAGGGAGGGGGCGAGACAGGAGGAUCCUUUUGUGCCGGAUGCUCCGACUGUUGUUGUUUUCUGACGUUCCUGGUGGUUAUCUUAUGAAGCUUUUUCGAAGUAAAUCCAUCUUGUUCCCAAGGAGCUUGCUCAUUGAUUUUUGGCGGAGUUUCUUCUUCGGCAUAUUAAGUACAUAAAUUAAGCAAAAAACCGAGAUAGGUAUAGGAGUAUAACAACUUUUUCAAGGCAUCCAUGAUAGUCGAGUUGAUGAAUAGAACUCGUUGAAGAAAACACGCGCUCUAAUCCUGUUAAUCGUUGCUCUUCCGAUUAUUGUACUUUACGUUGCGAUGCCGGAUUUCGUCUCCCGACUGAUGGGUGUGACCGGGGGGCCGGCGGGGAUGCAGCCCACCGAAAUCGAAAUCGAGGGGAGGAAUCAGCGUCAUGACGAGCGCGUGCACUUUGCUUCAGCCUUGCAGUCAACGCGCCAGUAUGAUGCCACUCCUGACGCUGCAACGGCAGGAAGCGCUGGCGGCAACAGCGCCGUCUACAGUUCCAUAGGAGCAAGCUUUUACAACUCGAUGAAAUCAGGAGCUGCAGAUCAGGAGCGGAACGAGGAUGGCCUGUAUGAAGAGGAAAGGCUGAUGAGCACCUACAUUGAAGCGCUCGAAGAAGGUGACACAGAAGCACUGGCUGGGGUGCCGCGGCUUUCUGGCUUGCAGGAGGAAGCGACGAUGGACAAGGGAUUCACACCCGCCUAUGCGCCGGCUGGCGUGCAGGAAGCGACGCUGGACAAGGGAUUCACACCCGCCUAUGCGCCGGCGCAUCAAACCUCCGGCCGCGACGGCAAGAGGGUACCCAUACUGGUCAGCCCUCGCGCCACAGAUUCUAAUGUUGUAGCAGACGUUGACAAGCCUCUGAGUAGAGACACCAAGCGGACGCAUAAGGAGCGUAGAAACCGCGCGGACGCUUCUGACACGGGCGGCGAGGCCGAUACAGAGAAGGCACCUGGAGCCAACAGUUUUCAGGCGGACGCAUCAGAUCCGACGGAAGAGGCCCCUGCAGAUGAACAGGCGUCGGAAAAGCAUCACCACCAUCACCACGAUAGCAGCACUCGCGGGACGCGCGAAGACGGAUCGGAGAGCCAUCAUUCCAGCAGCACUAAGAGAAAACGCGCAAAAGGAUCAGGUUCAGUGAGACUUCACUUCAGCAGCACUCUUGGGACGCGUGAAGACGGACCAGAGAGACUUCACUCCAGCAGCACUCAUGGGACGCGUGAAGACGGAUCGGAGAGACAUCACCCCAGCAGCAGUCAUGGGACGCGUGAAGACGGAUCGGAGAGACAUCACUCCGGCAGCACUCAUGGGAUGCGCGAAGACGGAUCGGAGAGACAUCACCCCAGCAGCACUCAUGGGACGCGUGAAGACGGAUCGGAGAGACAUCACUCCAGCAGCGCUCAUGGGACGCGUGAAGGCGCAUCAGAAGUGAAGAGCAAAGAGGCUAGUGUGUAUCAUGGCGCUCGCCUAGACGGGACGACCAGGUUGAGUGAAGGUUUUCGGGAUGAUCCCAGCAGGUUCACAUUGGGGGAUAAUCCUGAACAUCACGAGCCGGCUAGCGAAGGCCUAGGCGAUGCUGAGCAUGAGCCGGAUGAGGAACAUGGGGACGAAGAAAAUGAUGAAGAAGAAAACCCCGAAGAGCAUGAGGCAGAUGAUGAGCUGAGGGAGGAUCAGUCAAUCGCUGAUCAUGUUGCUGACGGACACGGCUCAGAGGAUGAUGCUGGGGACGAUGAGGGUUCUCAAGCUGAGUAAAGAAGCGCUGAGAGUGUCAUAUUGUUGCACGACAGAUCAUUUUUUCUAGGAAAGAAAGCAUGCUUAUCAAAUUAAGAUCUUCAAUUUAUCGACGCAGAAUAAUCAUGACAGAGACACUUAUCUAUCAUUUUUCUCUCAUCAAACAGCUGAUCAUGGAAGAAAGAUGCAUCUACCGCAAGACAUUCUUGACCGUAUUUGUACAUUACUUACCUUACCCUAAGCUAUCGUGUUUUUGACUUAUGAAUCAAACUUUCGUGAAGCUCAGGCUUAACAGCGACGCAUAAGGAAUCCAACAAGCUAAUGUUUUCUGAAAGCACGUAUCCUUGACUGCGAGUGUCUUGUCAAGGAUACGCGUGCAUACUUAUUUAGAUAGGAGCUUUAUUACAAUCGGAUGUAGAUUGAAGAGUCUUGAACCACUAUUUAAUGUAAAAUUAAAAAUGAUUUCAUCAUGACCAUCUGAAGAUCCGUAUUAACAGUUGCUUAUGUUUUCAUCUAUCAAGCGCAGCAUCGCAAAAUUGAUUUCAAUCACUUUUCGAAGAAGAAGGAUAAGAUUAUUUGCAUUUCGUGCACAGUGGCAUCGUAUCGACUAAUAUAAUGGCGCUAAGUCAACUAAGAACUGCACAAAAACGGUCUUUAUUGUCGCCUCCUCGUCCUGGAAGUGCUCCGCUUAGCGACUUUUGUAACUUGUUUUCUCUUGGUUUUUCUGUCGUUUGGUUUCGUUUCAUGUGAGUCCCCGCGCCCCUCCAGAGUCCACCGCACCAGCCUGCAAAUGUAUGCUGGGGGAUUCUGGAGGGGCGCGGGGAUUUGGAGGGCGCCCGAGGUUCUUGGCUCGCAAUUGGGUGAGGGUUUUCCAGAAGGGAGCGCAGUAGGCGGCGAGUGUUCUGCGGAUUCGUAUCAUGCCCGAGAAGAUUGAAUUUUGUCCGGAUUUUUGCAGUCCUUAGUUGAAUUUUCUCCAUUCUAACUCCACUUGUCUGUGGUCGAAUUUUUCGCCAUAAUCGGAAAGGUUUGAGACACUCCGCCCGAGGUUCUUCGUUCUUGGGUCUUUUCAUGUUGUUAAGUGUUGGACUUUUGACCACCCGGCGCCCCGAAGCUCUCGCGCCGGGUGGGAUUAGUUACAAAGAGAAGCGACGCGCUGCCGCCUUCAAAUGGUCAGACCACUCACGCGCGCCGCCGUUUGUGCGCAGAUUGUCGGGGGGGUUUGCUGGCGUUGUUCGCACUCUUUUGAAGUAUUUCAGCGGGGAAGUUUGCGGGGGUUUCGCCAGAAUUGAAUAAACCUCUCUAUUGUUUGCCGCUUUCCUGCUCGCUAGGCCAUUUUUGAUGAAAAAAGUGAAAAGAUGUCUUCAGAUUUUUUUCCAAAAAUGGCCUUGCGAGCAGGAAAGCGGCAAACAAUAGAGAGGUUUAUUCAAUUUCGUGGCAUUUCUCAAGAAGGGCUGGACCGGUUGCCGCUUGAGUUCCAAAGGGCUCGCGCCUCCUCUUUUUGUUAAGUUUCGAUGGUGUGGCGUGCUCGCUGUGCCUCUGGUGCUUCCGCAGAUGGCUGAUUAGAAUGGCGCUAAGUCAACUAAGAACUGCACAAAAACGGUCACUAUUGUCGCCUCCUCGUCCUGGAAGUGCUCCGCUUAGCGGCUUUUGCAACUUGCUUCCUCUUGGUUUUUCUGUCUUUUGGUUUCGUUUCAUGUGAUUCCCCGCGCCCCUCCAGAGUCCACCGCACCAGCCUGCAAAUGUAUGCUGGGGGAUUCUGGAGGGGCGCGGGGAUUUGGAGGGCGCCCGAGGUUCUUGGCUCGCAAUUGGGUGAGGGUUUUCCAGAAGGGAGCGCAGUAGGCGGCGAGUGUUCUGCGGAUUCGUAUCAUGCCCGAGAAGAUUGAACUUUGUCCGGAUUUUUGCAGUCCUUAGUUGAAUUUUCUCCAAUAUAUAAAUGGUUUAGCUAGCUGCAGCUUCCUGCGCUCCCCGUGAUAUUUAUCUGUAUAAGUAUGUGCAUCCCGCCUCUUUUUGCGACUGAAGGUCCCUCACCGCAUCACAGGGACACCAAUACCCCGCAAUGAUCCCCACAGCCUGCUAGUACUUAGUUUUCAAAGGCAUUUUUGAUUUCGAUCAACCAUCAAUCAUAUACGAAGACGCAAGUCUUACAGAACUAAUUGGUUUCCUCCACGUGGAUCUUCAUCACUUCUCCGUUUGGCGGACGCCUUUGUUUCUAGCGAACAUGCAUGGAGAGGGGCUGCGACUUAAAUAUGUGUGGUAUUCCGUCACGAUCGGGAAGCACAGCUCAGCGGG